AUGGCGAUAGCGCCGACUGAUGACAUCGAGUUCCUCUGGAAGUGGCGCAAGUACCUGCUGCUGCUCGCCACGCUGGUCGCCAGCGUCACCUACGGCGCCGGCCUCAACCCGCCCGGCGGCGUGUGGUCUCAGGACCACGAUGGAGGCAACACCCCAGAGCACGGCGCCAGCGCCGUCCACCCGCCGGCGCCCCCGUCCCUUGCGGUCGACCUGUCGUCGUCCCCGGCGCCGGCGGUUUACCCGUUCCGCGUCGGCGAUCCCGUGCUGGUGUCGACCUACUCCCGCCGGUACACCGCCUUCUUCUACUGUAACGCCGCAGCCUUCGUGGCGUCGCUGGUGAUCAUCAUGUUCCUCCUGGACCGGCGCCUCAGCGACAACCGCGUCGGCCUCACCGUGCUCCGCUCCGCCAUGCUGCUCGACCUGCUGGGUCUCAUGGCCGCCUUCGCCGCCGGGGCCUGCCGCAGCAUUUCUGGCUCCAUCUAUGUCUCGGCGCUCUUCGCCAUCGUCUUCGUCUACGUCGCCAUCCACCUCCGUGUGGCCUCAAGGAAGAAAGCGCCGGCCGCUAACGCGGAGGAGAAGAGGCGCCUCAAGGAGCAGCGCAAGUUUCUGCUUCUGCUGGCCACCUUUGCGACGCCGCUGGCGUACGGCGCUGGGCUGGUGCCGCCGGGAGGCUUCUGGAGUGAGACCCAGGAUGCUCACCGCGCCGGCGCCCCGCUGCUCCACGACGGUCCGUACAAGAUCCGCUACCACAUAUUCUUCUACGCCAAUGCCAACUCCUUCGUGGCGUCCCUCGCCAUCAUCAUGCUGCUGAUGAGCAGGACGCUAAGCGACCGUCUUGUCCGGUCAUACGCUUUGCUUGUUUGUGUCCUGGUGGAGCUGGUCGGCCUCAUGACCGCCUACGCCGUCGGGAGCUGCAGAUGGAUCCCCACCACCGUGUACAUCGUCUCCCUCGUCGGCGCCGUGCUCCUCUACAUUGUGUUGGUGUCAGCGUUCGGCCUAGACGCGAUCGAGGAAUGGCGUAAGAAACUUGUUGCCAGUGUUGGGCUUGGGCCAAAGAGUGCAGGGACUGGGAGGACAAUCAAGAUCGGUAAUGGGGAAGAAGUUGAAGCGAGGACGAUCAACAUCCAAGAAAAGCUGGAGCAGACGCGGUCGCUUGUGCUGCUGCUGGCGUCGCUGGCGGCGACGGUGACCUACCAGGCAGGCCUGAGCCCGCCGGGCGGCGUCUGGCCCCAAGGUCAUCUGAAACACAUCGCGGGGAACCCGGUCCUCCACGACAUGCACCCCAAGAGGUACGUGGCCUUCUACCACUGCAACACGGUGGCGUUCGUGGCGUCGGUGGUCGUCAUCAUCAUUGUCCAGAGCAAGGUGCUGAGCACCGUCUGGGGUGCCAUGCUCCUCAAGGCUGCCAUGAUACUGGACCUGUUCGGCCUCAUGGGAGCCUAUGUCGCCGGGAGCUGCCGGGACACCACCACCACCAUCUUCGUCGCCGCCCUGGCUGUAGCCGUCUUCAUCUACACCAUGGCCAAGGUGGUGGGCAAGCAGAGCUGGUUGGCACGGCGGGUGCAACGCAUGCUUGCUGCAUUGCUGCCCCCUGAGUUGCCCCGGCAAGGAGGAGGAGAAUCACCUCAUGUUAUCCAGCUCCCCGACGAGCCUUCCCAUCAAGGAGGGGAAGCACCUCGAGAAGCUUUGCAUGUCACCAACCAUCCCGACGAGCCUUCCCUGCAAGGAGGGGAAGCACCUCGAGAAGCUUUGCAUGUCAUCAAGCAUCCCGACGAGUCAUGCCGGCAAGGAGAAGGUGCUCAAGCAGCGUCGCAUGUUGUGCUCCUUGGCGGCGAGUCGUCUCGGCAAGGAGGAGAAGAAGCAACUCAAGGAGCGGCACAAGUUCCUUCAUCCGGAUCCGAUGGUAUUCUUGAAGAAAAAAAGCUCGAGAGGAAGCGCAAGUUCUUGCUGCAACUCGCCAUCCUCGCCGCCACCGUCACGUAUCAGACAGGGCUGAACCCGCCGGGUGGGUUCUGGACGGAGAGCAACGGGGACAGGUUGGUCACCGCCGGCGACCCAAUCCUCCUCGACCACUACGGGGUAAGGUACCAGGUGUUCUUCUACUGCAACGCCACAGGGUUCAUGGCGUCCGUCACCGUCAUUCUCCUCCUGGUGAACCAGACGUUGUCCAAGCCGGGCAUCCGGAGCAAGGCACUCCACGUAUGCGUCAUUGUCGGGCUGCUGGGCCUCAUGGGCGCCUACGCCGCAGGCAGCUGCCGGAAGCUGCGCACCUCCGUCUAUGUCUUUGCGCUCGUGGCGGCCGUGGUGGCCUUCCUCGUUCUGGAGAUCCUACUUCAUUGGCUCGGCCGCAAGGGUUGGUCGGAGUGCCUUCCUGAGCGCCUGAAGAGGUUGUUCUCGCCGCUGUCAACCGGGCCGGGCGGCGGCGACAAGAGCGAGGAGGCGGUCUCCACCGUGGAUAAACUCGAGAGCGAGAAGUACGAGAACCGAAAGUACCUGAUGGUGCUCGGCAUCCUUGCCGCCAGCGUCACGUACCAAGCGGGUCUCGCGCCUCCCGGCGGCACGUGGGGGGACGACGACACCGCGCUGGCGCCGUCGCCAUUGCCAUCCCCAUCGGCACACCCGCCCACCGUCGCCGGCAACCCGAUCCUACUCGACUUCAACGCCGCGCGGUACCAGGCAUUCUUCUACUGCAACGCAACGUCGUUCGUGGCCUCCGUCGUCGUCAUCCUGCUACUUCUGCAGCGCACCACCAAGAAGCAGCAGCCCGGCGUGCCGCUGCGGGCGUUGCAGACCGCCGUGGUCUUGGAUCUGCUCGGCCUGCUGGGUGCGUACGCCGCCGGCAGCUGCAGGGACUGGGAGACGUCUUCAUACGUCAUCGCACUCGUCGCCGCUGUGGUCGUCUUCACCAUGAUCUACGUCCUGUUGUCGUUCAACGUCGUGCGGGCCAAGGCCGAGAAGCUCACGGUGUGGAAAUACUUUUCUGGAAAGGGGUUGAAAUACUCGCUAGCACGAAAUGAUCAUGAUCAGCAUGCUACAAAUGGUGUGUAAUUAGUUAAUUAUAGUAUUAUUGUGCUUUUUUUAGGAUAAUUCUUCUUUUUUUACAUUCCCUUAAUUUGUAGGUUUUUUUUAGAUUAUUACCUUGAAUUAAUUGCAGCUCUUUUUCGGAGUACGUUUUCAUUCACGAAAAAACAAACUACCUAUGUACGUUUUGAUUUAUUCAAUUCAGUUUUCAAUUGAUAGUUG
This is a messenger RNA of Hordeum vulgare subsp. vulgare (domesticated barley), 3243 nucleotides long. RefSeq lists its product as uncharacterized. The record is from RefSeq and is a predicted model, not a curated record. NCBI's taxonomy places the organism in Eukaryota, Viridiplantae, Streptophyta, Magnoliopsida, Poales, Poaceae. The transcript has a single exon. Bases 1 to 3048 code for a protein of 1015 amino acids.